AUGAAACUGAGGGGUGGGGGACAUAAUUCAGAGCCUGGAGUCGCUAUUCGAUACGCAGAGUGCGGAACAGCGACGACUGUGUGCCAGCCGAGACCAAAUUCAAUUCUGAUGUUGAUCUGCGUGAUGAACAUUCUGCCAGUGGUGCUGAUAUCUUCCUACAAGAACAGUGUCGGCUGUGGAGUGCUCAGUGGACUGUUCUGCAUAGGCGACAUGUCUGAAAAAGGACUCUUGGAAUACCUCAACGUAGAGGCGUUUGUGAUGUUGUCCUGCUGGUACUGUCUCCAACUGGUGCUGGCUGGUGCUCCGGUGGGUGCUCUGGCCAGGUACGAGAACAACGAGACGGGCGAACAUGUGUGCAUCAGACACAAUGCAGUAUUCGCUCUCUAUGUCUCACUGUCCCUCAUAUUCCUGACGGAACACUUGAGCGGGGAUGCAAUUGAAGGUCUGGAGAUCUUUAACUUCUUCGUGGGCAAGGCCACCCACCCCCUCAUCACAGGCAUCGACAUGAAGAGAUUCCUCUGUCUCCGUCCAGGCACCCACUCACUUUUACAAUCCACUACGCGCGUAUCGUCUUCUAACACGAGGUUCAACUGUGCAUUUGUGGUGUUGGCUAUAUUCCACUUCUGCUAUGUGUUGCAAGCGAUGAACUUGGAAAUAGAUUUUCUGGCCACCUUUAGAUAUUCCAGAGAUGGAUUUGGAUACAUGCAUGCAUGGUAUUCUUUGGUGUUUAUCCCCUUCUUCUACGGACUUCAAUCGUACUACCUGUUCGAUCUCUCCAACUCCCCCUCAACUGAGGCCUCGUUGGGAGGGUGGGGGAUGUUGAGCAGCAGUGUACCGGGAGUGGUGCUAGGCAGUGUGCUCUUCUUCUCUGGUCAUUACUUGUUGGAUGUAUCCACCAAACAGAAGACCAUCUUCAGGUGA
Symsagittifera roscoffensis is the source of this 921-nucleotide messenger RNA. RefSeq names its product delta(14)-sterol reductase LBR-like. The transcript has 6 exons. The record is from RefSeq and is a predicted model, not a curated record. Gene Ontology annotation, molecular function: oxidoreductase activity, acting on the CH-CH group of donors, NAD or NADP as acceptor. Gene Ontology annotation, cellular component: endoplasmic reticulum membrane. Lineage: Eukaryota; Metazoa; Xenacoelomorpha; Acoela; Convolutidae. Gene Ontology annotation, biological process: sterol biosynthetic process. The coding region runs from base 1 to 921 and encodes 306 amino acids.